This is a messenger RNA of Arthroderma uncinatum, 960 nucleotides long. Its product is annotated as hydroxyquinol 1,2-dioxygenase. Gene Ontology annotation, biological process: catechol-containing compound metabolic process. The transcript has 2 exons. The record is from RefSeq and is a predicted model, not a curated record. Lineage: Eukaryota; Fungi; Ascomycota; Eurotiomycetes; Onygenales; Arthrodermataceae. Gene Ontology annotation, molecular function: ferric iron binding; catechol 1,2-dioxygenase activity. Bases 1 to 960 code for a protein of 319 amino acids.
AUGACCGACCUCUCCGUUGACAACAUCACCCAACAUGCCAUCACCAUCAACUCGCAGUGCCCUGACCCCCGAACCCGCUACCUCCUCGAGCGUCUCACCACUCAUCUCCAUGACUUCGCCCGUGAAACAAGGCUGAGUACGGCCGAAUGGUCGCAGGCCAUCAACUUCCUCACAGAAACAGGCAAAACAUGCACGGAAGUUCGACAGGAAUUCAUCCUGCUAUCGGAUAUCCUUGGUCUGUCGGCGUUGGUCGACUCUAUAGACCAUCCCAAGCCACCAGGAGCUACGCAGGGGACGGUUCUAGGACCGUUUCACACGCAUGAUGCCGCAACGCUAGAAGCGGGAGCAAAACUAUCAUAUGAUGAAGCUGGAGAGGAAUUGUUUGUUCUAUGUACUGUGCAUGAUACCCAAGGUAGGGCUUUGGCUGAGACUCGGGUGGAUGUUUGGGAGACGGAUUCCUCUGGCCGGUAUGACGUGCAGUAUAGCGAGAGGGUGAAGCCAGAUGGACGAGGAGUGAUGCAUACUGAUGCGCAGGGUGCGUUCUGGUUCAAGGCUAUCAAGCCAGUAUCAUAUCCUAUACCGGUUGAUGGGACUGUAGGAAAGCUGUUGGCCCUGAUGGGACGGCAUUCAUGGAGACCAGCGCACAUGCAUUUCAUGCUAGCCAGGGAGGGAUAUGAUACAUUGAUAACAUCGCUAUAUCCGCGCGGUGACAAGUAUGAGACCUCCGACGCUGUGUUUGGCGUCAAGAGUUCGUUGGUGGUGGAUUAUGGUGCUGUCGACGAGGAGAUGGCGAAGAAAUAUCAUGUCCCUGUCGGCACUGCGUUGUUAGUCUAUGAUUUUGUUCUUGCUUCGGAGCAGGAGGCGAGAGAGCUGCAAGAUCGUAAUUCACUCGAUGCCUUGAAGAAGCUGGGCCGUAACUUCAAGAUCGUCAAUGGCUUGCCUGUUCCUGAAGUUGAUUGA